AUGCAGGCUGCUGCAGCGAAGCAGAUAGCUCCUGGUAAAGCCUACCGCAGUAAUGGACGAAACGUCCGGAAAGAUGAACCUUCUAAUCCUAAGAAAGCAAAUGUGUUCUUCUCUUCCAACGGUUGUAAUGAAGCCAGAUCGGCUUUUCUUGAUGAUGACUGGGAUUCCUUGGCACCAGAUCAAAGAGCUGAUGACACGGAAGUGAGCAGUACUGACACAGUGGACUUCCUGGAGCCAUCUUGUCCUGGGAGCCUGGACGCCAGCAGAGAGUGCACUCACUCACAGUCCAGUGAGUUCGAAGACAGUGCCGACUGUGCUUUCUUGAAUGAAACAUACUCCGUACAUUUUUCCGAGUCAGAACGAAAGAAUGAAAGUCUCACUCACUUAACUUCAGAAUUGGAUUCUGAAAUGCAGAACACAGAAGGAGUGUGUUUUGAUAUUUUGGAGCAUCAAGGUAUUAAGAUUAUUGGCUUGGAAAGAACCUGCAAGAUUUCAGAUGACGAUUAUAAAGAAACUGCCGAAGAUGAGCAGAAGCAUGAGAUCGACGAGGACUCCCAGCAGGAGUAUCAUAGUGCAGAGGAGCAAGAACACAUAAGUGCCCAUGUAUCUUUUGACCAAACGAAAACAUUAAACACACCUGAUCUGCAGGUUAUUGGGUUAAGAAAUUCGGGUUAUAAAGCUGAGUGUGCUAGCCAUCUAGACGGUAAUCGUGUCGAGUUGGCAAGUGAUUCUAGCAUCUUUUUAGAUUCAGUUGAUGUUUAUGGACAAGAAGAUGCACCCCGUGGCUCCAAGUUUCAGAAUUCUGUUGUGUUAAGAGAAUAUCACGAACCAAAGCAUGACAUGUGUAAGGAACAAGAGACUAGUUUAAUGUACCACACGGUAUUUGAUGAAAUUGUACUAGGGAGCAGUCCCCUUGAAAAUCAGGAAUCUCGAUCUAAGAGUAGUUUCUUGAACCCUCAGAAAGCACUAAAAGCUACAACCUAUAUCGGCAAAAUGAAAUGUCAAAUAAUUGAAAGUAAAGAUUUUUGUGGGAAUGAAAUCGUUGAGAACCAAAAGUUGCACCACCUUGGAAAUCCUAGCACAUUACAAGAAGACAGAGCUUUACAGGUGUUACUCCAACCCGGUCAAGAUUGUCAGACUUCCUGGACCUCUGCUGUUGAUGAUUCAGUAAUUUCUCCCUGUGGAUAUUCACAUAGAAGCCUACAAAAUACCCCCAACCCAGCCUUAGAUGUUUCCGUUACUACCCCAAGGAUUACAGCCAGAGAUCAUGAAGCAGUGGAUGAGAUCUCCCUAAAAGUUGCUGAUGACAGCACCACAAAUAACUCGUGUUUUCCCAGCAUAGAAGGAACACGUCCUGAGUUGGUGAUGGAUGCAGCAAGUGACAGAGUCACGGUUCAUCAGACGGUGGACGUUUGCGCUGACUUUAGGGCUUGUUUCACAACCAGCAGGGCAACGAGUGCGAGACCUUCUGUGGUAUCUGCGUCAAGCAAUACAGACAUAACCAUGAUGAACAAAAGGCGGCCUGGGGAGUGGCAGGGUGAGAGACACAGAAGUGUGGCCUGUAAUACAGAUGGGCCACACAGCCAAGAUCAUGAAGACACGCCAGUGACGAUGAGCAGAGGACCACUGGGGAACUCUCUCUCAGUUGACAGUUCAGAGCCUAAUGGAAAUCUCCUAAACAAGGAUUCCCUGGAAUUAAGAAAAACAUCUGCUAUCACAGACUUAAAGAAACAUCCUGAAAGGGAAUCUCCGCCUUGUCAAGAGGCGGGGAGGGGUUUGGCCUCCCGGUGCUGUGAGGACGCGAGGCGAAGAGCCGCGAGGGCAGAGCUGCACCUCCUACACCUUCACUACCAGAUGUGUCAGCGCCACUGCAGUGACAUUUACAAGCUUGUCACGGAAAACAGGGAGGGGUUCAGCAGGAACCUAUGGAGUAAUUGUGCUAAGAAGCAAUUAGGAUCAGCACUACUGUCUGUUUCGGGAGACUUGAAGGUUAGGUACGAGAUCUUGAAGGACGGAAUACACAAGGGCAGGCCUCUGGAGGAGCUGCCCCCGCUGUCUGUGGAAUCGAAGUUACUAUCGACCUUUUCUACUUUGGCUUUCACGCUAAUGAAAGAGGAAUCACACGUCUUUUCAGGAGCAGAUUCUGAACUAGAUAAUCAAAAUACAUGUGAUGUUGACGUCCCUUCACGCCUAAAAAAGACUCCGUCUCAAAUAUCCUUACUAUCUGGCGAUAGUCCUCCUAAACAGGAUACUUUACCCAAGGAAGAUGGCUUUAAAAAUGGUGACAUAGAUAUAGACUUUAGUCAGCUGAAACUUGAUGAAAAAGGCUGCAAAAAUUACCGAGAAGUAAGUGAAGACUGGUUUGAUGCUAAAGAAAACCUGACAGGAGCUGACUUGUCAGGAAUACAAGAAAAUCAAAUAGAGAAGGACAAAGGGGAUCCAAAGUUUACACAAGAAAUGAAAAAUACUGAACCUUUACGAAAAGAGAAAGGUUAUUUGAUACAUGUUGGUGGUCUCUGCCCUUCAGUCUCUGAGGCUGACUUAAGGUCUCAUUUCCGGAAAUACCAAGUUUCUGAAAUUGCAAUCUAUGAUUCAACCAAUUACAGGUAUGCAUCCCUUGCUUUUAAAAAAAGCAUUGAUGCGAAGAUGGCCGUGAAAGAAAUGAAUGGGAUAGAAAUAAAUGGGAAAUCAGUAAAUGUGCGUCUUGUGAAAACUCCUGGAGAAUAUACAUCAUCUCUUUCCUACAAAAAUGGAAUGGAGAGAAGCACCAGCAAGGAAAUUAGCUCAGCCUCCUCUGUUUCGAGAUUGCCCAGAACUAGGCCAAGGCAGCUGGGAUCUGAGCAAGACAGUGAGGGUGUCAAGAAGAAUUGUAAACAGAUUGAAUCUCCUAAAUUAUUACCUGAUACUCCUAUUCGAUUCAUACCUCCAAAUACGUUGAAUCUGCGUAGCUUUACCAAAAUCAUGAAGAGACUGGCUGAACUACAUCCAGAAGUUAGCAGAGACCAUAUUAUAGAUGCUCUUCAGGAAGUAAGAGUAAAUCAUAAAGGUUUUCUGAAUGGCUUAUCUAUUAAUACUAUUGUGGAAAUGACUUCAUCUGUUUUGAAAAACUCUGAUUCCAGUUAG
Molecule: messenger RNA, 3123 nt
Organism: Lynx canadensis (Canada lynx)
Lineage: Eukaryota; Metazoa; Chordata; Mammalia; Carnivora; Felidae
Gene: RBM44
Product: RNA binding motif protein 44
Exons: 14
Coding region: 1-3123 (1040 amino acids)
Molecular function (GO): RNA binding
Source: RefSeq, a predicted model, not a curated record